CCAUCAGCUAACAAGUAGGAAGAAGCUACAAUCUAUUCGAAGAUGGGCGUUCCUCGAACAAGUAGCUUGUUCAGCCUAUCAUUCCUCGAACAAUCUGUUUAAGAAGAGAUGGGCGUCGAGGAGGAGGCUGAUCCAGUGAAACUGGAUGAGGAGGAUCCGGAAGCCGGUCCGAUUACCAAAGAUGAUGACUCGGGGUCUGCUGUUAUGGCUACAUCCACAAGCAACAAAAACGCGUCGACAGCAUUAAUAUGGUGCGUGCAUCUUCUACUCGAAAACUGAAAAUAUGCGAGUUACUGACUGAAAUAAGGGAGGUAGCUUUGACAGGGCUACUCUUCCUUGUUCAGUAUCUUCUCGCUUAGUUUCAGCAGUUAGUCGCUAUUUCAGUUUUUCGAAUAGCUUCUUUUCCUACUUCCUUCGAAAAGAAGGCAUUGGUGCUGCUGUCGAUAUUUUUAUGAUGCCACUGUCGUGGUCUUAGGUAAUAUGGUUCUAAUGUCCUCCAGCAUACCGAAGAAGAGGAAGGGAAAAUCCAAGAACUUCUUACUCCUGCUCCACGGCCUGUGGCUGAGCCUUUGCGCAUAAACCAAGGCCCUCACAUUCAUCAGGGGUUUAUGAAGCACACAGCGAGGACACAUGGAGCGAAGAUAGCGCUAACGCACACACCUGUAUUGCAACAGGGGGAACUGUUGGCACGUAGCGUUAACGACUAGGAAUUUGUACUUUUGGUGGGCUCAACUUCAACAUUAUACUCGUGGAAGCACUGUUUCACUUGCUUUAUCGAAAAACCCAAUUUGCAUGCAUGCUACAAACAAAAGAGAGAUUAUUGACUUCGUAAAUUUCGUCGGAUUGAAAGAAAUUUACGGAGACAGGGAUCCUGAUCGUUAUCUGAAAACAACCCUUGAACAACAGAAUCUGCGGAUCUAAACCACAUACCUGGGUUGGUCGUUCGUGGCAAUCAUCUGCCUGCGCAUCUGGUGUUUCAAAAAACUCGGAUGUUUAAAGACCAUAAAGCUGUAGAUGAGGAGAAACGGAAUAUGGCACAAGAAGACGACACUGACAUACACAUACUUCAUACUUGUUGUUUUCUAUUGUUUACACUUUGUUUCCUACUAGCAGCAGGUACAACUUCUGGUUCUCAUGAUGGGUAACCUGGGUGGCUUUUACUUUUUGUAGCGGAUCAUUGUUGAAAAUGCUUAGCUCUACAACAAGACCCACCUUAUAAUUCCCGAACCAGUACCCUGAGUGGCAUAUCUCGGAAAAGCCAGGAGAAAUUCUAUACGCCCUUAUCGAGGAUACAGAGAUUCGAACGACUGGUAUGGCAGGUCAUUUUGGACAAGUGCUUCUAUAGCUCUAGAAUUGGUAAUAUGUGGACGAACUACGUGAUUUUACCAGCAAGGAGGAACGGCAAGGGACACGUGCAAAUGUUGAUGCGUGGCUUGGCGACGAUAUUACAUGCUUUCUUCUUUACGGAUGGAUUAGAUAGAGACUAAAAAUCCUGACGAGUACAACGAACUUGAACAACUAGUAGCGAACAUGAAAUUGAGUAUUGCUCAGAACCACUAAUCACCACAAAGAUUAUAAGAUCUAGAUCAUAUUAUUCUUAGACAUAGAAGAGAUUGAAGCCUGCUCUCCUUCCAAACUUUCCUCAUCCUCUAAUCUCCCCCUCGCCUUAGCCGUCGGGGAGUCAGAUCCGCCUCAUAUGUAUCCCACUGCCGCUAUCCAAUUCGUAGGUGGAUGUUCGCUUUCGAUUCAAUGGUACAACAAUCAACGCGGGAAUUUCCUUUUUUUAUGGCGCCACUGAUUGAGAACGAAUGAACAAAGGGAAUGUCGAGAAGUGAUACCCCUUCUAAGGGUCAUACCCCCUGAUUGGGGACUGCUCUGCUCAGGUGGUAUACACUCUCAUUCACAAUCAGUGGCCUCACUCAUUGUUUCGUUCUGUGUUGAAUUUUUUCAUGGCUUGGAUUACUUUGCACGCGGCAGUCUGCGGACGAAGGUGGAUUCACUUGCUGUUUGAGCCAGAUGCUACGGAUUCAGAAGAUUUGCAGAAAAAGCAUGCUGAGAGUUAUGGGGGAGAAAGAUUGACUUUGAUGAUUAACUGCAACUUCUUCUUAUUUACAUCGCGCAACUCCUCACAUCGGUCCGAAUCAUAGGACUCUCUUGUAUCAUCAUUUUGUUUGCACCUUUAUCGCUUUCCUCCUUUCUUGUUGUUCUUCCACCUAUGUCUUCUAUAAUCAACAUUUUUCAUUCCUCCUUAUUCUAAUCCCCACAAGCCAAUGGCUACCCUCUCGAGCUCGACCUGCAUACCAGUGUUUGCUUAGUGCCGGGGGACAACUUUGAGGAGGCGGAUAUCGAAUUUCUGUGGAGUUUCCGAAUUUUGCACAUGAUCCAGACUGUUCUGACACUCCUAUAUUCGUGGAACCUGUACAAUCACUGGUCAGCUCCAGCUUACGGCGCUUUGCUGCAACCAAUAGGACGAGAGGUGGAAGUCGAGACGGGAGAAGAUGAGGAGAAGGAUGGCCCGAAGGAGGGAGAAGGAUGGUCCGAAGCAGUUCAGGAGGAUGAAGGGCAGACGAAGAAGAAAGCAGUGGGGAAUUACUGUAAAGAUGAUGAUGAUGAUGAUGAUGAUGAUGACGAUGAUGGUCCGAAGGAGGGCAAAGGAUGGUCCGAAAGAGAGAAUCAAGCAGUUCAAGGAGCAAGAAAAAGCCGAUCGAGUACAAGUAGAACCAGUGUAGGAAACAAACAACGGAGUACUUUGGUAGUUGCAAGUGUAAAACCAACUACUUCUUUUAGAGGACAAGAAUCACAGGCGCAAGGUGCAGCACUAGAGAUGAAUUUGCAGGAAGAUGCUGACAAGAUCAAAGCCGCAAGUGGGAUGGAGGCUGGAAAAAGAAGCAUAGUUUCUGGAGCUAGGGGAUCACCCCAAGACGAGAGCUGUGGACCACCUCAGUUGUUAAGGGGUGAUCAGAAUCUCAGUAGUGGAUAUACAAUCUCGAUCUGAGAAGAGAUAACAUUUGUUGGAACACCCGAACACGUCCAAGCGCACUAUGAGGCUCUUGAGAGCAAACGAAACGAUUAUCGCUGCAAUGUAACAGAAGGACGAUCAGAACGGACGCGCCGAAUGAUCACUGACUGUUUAAGGCCCUGAAAUGGUAUCAGAAUGGGUUCAAUGUCAUUGGGAUAUCAUGAAGGGUCAUAGUGCAGUUAAAGAUCUGGGAGAUCUUGCUGCUAAUUCAUGUUGGAACUCAUUGAGUUCAAAUGAUGAUCAUGCGAGGAACUAACAUGAGUUCAAGACAAGGAACGGUAUUGAUCAUGAUCAAGGUGACGAGUGAGAGCAGUCAUUUGGCAUUGAAAUCAGGUUCAUUCAUUGGAUCCUGAGCCAGUAAUGACCAUUGACCAACGCCCCUCCUCAAUCGCUAGGUGAGGAAAUGACGAGAGUCACACACAGUCUGGCGCUACCUGCUCUGACCCAGAACCAUCACUAUUCUCUAUAGCCACUGACGUCACCACUUGACCAACGACCUAACACCCUAAGAAGAUAGAAUAGGUAAGCACCGCCAAAGAAGCAGAACUUGAACCAGACUCAUCAUCUUCUUCUUCUGAGUCACUAUCAUCUUCAACAUGGUUACGGCUAAUUACUGGAUUCUCUAUGUGAUGUAAUAAUAAUCUGCGUUGAGUAGAUGAGCAUGAGAGUUUCGUUAGUCCAUCAGCUUUCAUCAGGUGAGUAGGACAGAGAACUACUUUCUCAGCUGCAUCCCUAACCCUUAAAUAACGUAGCGCAUAGUGUCUACUUUUAGGCUUCGUGUCUUCACUCUUUGCUAUCGAGAUUGCAGACUGGUUGUCUAUCCACAAUAUGGCAUCGUCGAGGGAUGGCGAUAUACCAAACCGCGUUUCCACUAAUUGAGUGGGUAAGGGAUUGAAGAAAUCUGUAAAAUCAUGCAGCUCGCUCAUGACAAUAGUGUCCGGCGCGGCUAUAGACUCUGGCUCUGCAGUUGAAUAUGCACGCACGGUUUGUGUAUUGCGUUUCCAACAGAUUGGAAAACCCCGAUAGUACAUAAUCGAACCACUGGCCGAGCGCAUGCUCUUUAUGCAGUUUGCGAAUCUUGCAUCUGAGAACCAUUUAGUAUACGGUAGCUCUCUUCCUUCUGGUAGGAGCUUCUUGUAAAUUUCGUUGAAUUCUUCCUCACUUUCUGGAGAAUAGUAGAGUCCUUGGUCUUUUGUCGUAGCUGGAUACUUUAAUACUUUUCUACAGGCUUUUGCAAUUCUUUCUGUAACGGGCUUACUAACAUACCGAGCCAAUGUCGCCACAGGGACGCAAAUAUCUGGCCUUGCGGUUGUCGAUAUCCAAAGCAGUGCGCCAACAAUCUCACGCAAUGGAAACCCGGCUGCUAGCUUAAGCCCCUCCUCAAGCAAAGCAGACUCGUCGAAAUUUGGAGACCACACCGGCUUACCUAGUGUUAUUUUAAACUUCUGUAAAGUCUUCUCUAUGUACACACUCAUCAGGAUUUUCACUGAACGUGCUUCCCGACAAUAGUGCACAAUCGCACCAAGAAAGUCGAACUCUAUCCAUUCGGAACUCGUGCGAGAAUCGACUCGCUUUGCCAUCUCGAUAGGUCGGCCAGGGGCUCGACUAAAGAUCCGGUCGAGCUCAGACCGUAACUCGUGAUAGUCAGGUCCAGUAGCUAAGUUAUCAUCAACAUAGACUGACGUCUUCAUAUACUUUCCUGGGUGCGUUUUGCUCUUUUUCCGCCACAAUCCUGGAGCAGAAGGACACGGCUCCCAUCCGAGUUCGGACAAUAGCACGCAAUACUUCUUGAACCAGGCUCGUGGAGCGUCCUUGAGCCCAUAGAGAGCUUUCUUAAGCUUGACGAUAUCCGCUCCAUGCUUCUCCGCCCACACUGGUGGAAGACGGCAGAAGACGUCGCGAUCGAGUUCAGCAUUAAGGAACGCAGAAUCAAGGUCGAAGGGGAUGACGAAGUCAGAGUCCGUCGCUGCUGAAACGAGUAAAAGCCUAUUCGCAGCGUGUGACACUACAGGGGCGUAGGUGUCGAUAUUCCCCGAACGAUCAAGAUUCCCGAGCACACAAGCACGAGCUUUGAAUGUUCCAUCACGUUUUACCGUGAGAACGAUUGCUAUAGGCAUUACCUGAGAAGAGGUUCGCAGCUCCUCGUCAGUAGCUGGCGCCCAAGUCUCAAAGGCAAGUAGUCUAGCUUCCUCCUUGGUGAUAGCUGCGCGCCAUUUCUCGGCGUCAGGGCUUUUCAAGGCUUGGGAAACUGACAGCAUGACAUGUGCUUCGAGAAAGGUCUCCCCUUCUUCCAGCUCAUGCCCACCUGCUAGCAUGGCAAAUUUAUGCAUGUCUUUUCUUAAUGCUUCUAGCUCGGCUUUUGUUCUUCUUUUGCGUUGUCUUGGAUUCUUAUCCUUGCUCCCUUUAGGUCUUCCUCGGCCUUUCUUCCCCUCCUCAACUUUGCCUGGCUGAGAUGGUGGAAUGGGUAAGCGUAAGGUCCUCGGAUCCCUUGCUUCAGGAUUAGAGUCAGGCGACACACGCUCCGAUGAGAUAUUCCCCUCCUCAACGCGUUGCGCGUCAGAGUUGGAAUCAUCACCGGUCUUUGGAUCUUCUUCUUGUCCAAAGAUUCACAGAAAAACUCAUCAGUUUCAUUGUUAUCUAAUAUCAUAUCCAUGCCGGUUGGAUCGCCUGAGCUGUACUCCGUGCCAGAGAAGCGCGGCUGACAGGCCAUACGUUGCAGCGCAUGUCUGUGCAGGACGGGACCCAGCGACGGCGUGCCAGACUGCAGGUUUUCCAGCGGGUCAUAAUCAACAUAAAUGACAUAGGCAAUAGCCAAUCAAUGUUCUUGACUAGUAUCGACUCUCGAAAUUUCGCAUCUAGUGUGGAAUACUCACUCCACUUGAAGCCAGCUUUCGUUCUCCCAUCGUUGUGAUAUGUACCUACUAGCCAACCGGACGAAACUGGACACAGACCGAGAAACACACCACGCCGAUAAGGUGACGCAAGCUUUGCUUCUUUCUUGUUGGUGGUGUCUACGACCUGUUCACGAAAGUACACCAAACAACCAAACCUUCUUAGCAUACCUAGACCACUUUUCGAGGACUUCUUUCCUAUCCUCUUUUCUAGUAUCUCGACAGGACUCAUUCCGUCACGUUCUGGCAUUUUUGCGUAACGAUGCGGUAAGCGAUUCCAACAAUCUCCGGCAUACUGUAGGCAGUAACACCAACGACGUCGGUCGACUUUGACCAACAUGGUACGUACAGCGCCGAAAAUGGUCCGCGUGAAACGUUCGCAAGUUCCGUUCAUUUCUGGGCUGUAAGGAACUCCAGGAAUUUCCGAAACCAGUAGCGACUGCAUGACUUUGGUCAUAUGGUCACUACUUAGGACGGGUUCGCUAUCUCUACGGAUGAACCAUACCGCCUUGUCGUCGAGUGACAGUGAGUAGUCCUGGCGAAUGCCUUUUAUUACUUCUUCAAUCACCUCUACGCAGUCCGACUUAAGGCAAAGAGGACGAACGAAGCACAUUUUAAUCGAAUCACAAAUAAUGACUAAAGCACAUCUUUUGCUUCUUAUAGAGACUGGUCUAAUACCAACUGCGAAAUCAAUUGCAAGUGUUUUCAAUGGAGAAGGUAUAUGCCCAGCGGGCCUCACUUUUGCAUGAGAGCGUCUUUGACCUUUGGUUCGAUCACAUUCUGGACAAGAUACACUAAGGCCAUCAGCGUGAAAGUGACCAAGUCUACGAUGUAUGUCUAAUCUUGAAGCUUGUGAAUGAAGUCUAGCUUCUUCUAUACUAGUGCAUACUAUAUCCUGGCCAGUUUCAUUUUCUUCUUUGCUAAACAUGUCACAGCCUAGAGUAGGUAACUGCAUCUGGGGGCAAUUUGUUAUGGGUAGAGAGCGGCCGGAGCGGGUAUCGUACAACGUUCCGCCACUUUCUGUGAAAUUCAUUUGCCAACCCUUCUCAUGACAGUUUCCCUCACCUAACCACGGUAUAAUGCGAUCUAUGGCUUUUGGUAAGUGUUCAAAGUGUACGCCAUAUUUUGAUCCUAAUUUAUUCUCAUUCAGUCUACCUAUGUUCCCACUUCGCUUUCCAGCAGUGCCACUAAUAUGACAAAGCCGGUGGCUAAUUUUCUUGAAAUCGGAACGAUGGCUAGACAAAUACUUAUUUGCACAACUGUCAACAAGUGAAACUGUUUUGCUUUGAUUUGCACUAAGAUAGCAAUCUGAGUGAUUUUCAAUCAUAUAGCUUUCAUCCCUAAUCAGUUCACUUCUAUAUUCUUUAUUCUCAAAGUUUUCUUCCAAGUUCAGCGAACACCUUCCAUUUUCAUCUUCGAAAUCUUCUUCCAAUUCUUCUUCAUCUUGGGACUGUCCAUCUCGUUUCCCAUAUCCAUUCCAUUCCGGAUUGGUUUCGACUCAGCGUUGUGGUUGUUGUCCACCCCAUUGCUGCUGUGGGUUACUGUUGUCGAAUCCUUUUCCUCCACUUUGUGGUGGUGGAUAGCUGUUCUGGUGCCACGGAGGGAUAGCGUUACCUUGCGGCCAGCAGUUGUAUGAAUUGUUGAAGAAGUUGCUGCCCAUGGCUUUGUUAGGUUGGUAGCUUUGACUCAUCGGGUUUAGCCAGCAUUUGUGCGCCUUAUGUCCAUACUUGUGACAAUAGUUGCACUGGAUACCCUCAUUAGGAUUAGAGUUCUUAGCACCUUUACUUUUACCACUUCCUUUAUUCUUCUUACUACUAGAACUACUACUACUACUCUUUCCACUUCCUUUUGUUGCGUAGACCUCGUUCUUGAUUUCUUUGCGAAUCUUCUUGCGAAGUCGUUUGAUCGUUGUUUUCUUGAGAGCGGCAAAUGCGUUACCAUCGUCAUCACUCUCAUCUUGACGCUUACGCUUCUUGGUUUUGGUAUUGUUCUGGUUUUCAUCAUCAGAAUCUUCGACAGUUGGAAAAGCUUUGCCGAAAGAUGGGCUCUCGAUCUUGUACUCACCAGAGUCAAUCAAACUUUGAAGUCGUUCUGUGAGUCUUUCACCGAUUUGGACGAACGUUAGAUGUUCUUCUUCUUGCAUCCUCUCGAUUGUCUGUCGAAAUGCUUUGGAGAACAUUUUUGGCAGAAUGUCGAGGAUUGCUCCAUUUUGUUGAUCAGCAACAGCCACACCAACUUCCGGCGGGUAUACGGUCGGAGAUUGGUUCAUGACAUCUCUAACCUUCGCCAGGAAUGUUGGAACGUCUGGAGGAGAAUCGCGGUUCGUGAAGUGCAUCCCUUCCAACGCUUUAGCAGAGAUUCGUUGCUCUGUGCGGUCAUUUUGACUGAAACCAGCGUCACGGAGGUUUGUUACCACCUCACCAGCGUUCAUUGCAGUGGUAUCCUGAUCCUUCGUAUGUGCUUCGGCUGCACCUUUGAGCGACUUGAUGAUCACGUUCUUCAAAUCUCGCCAAUUCUGCUGGAGCUUGCGGUCGUUGUUGUUGGGUUGGUUCGGAACCCCUGCCGCGUUGCCGUUCAGCACGUUGUUGAGGUAUUGGACUAGGUCCAGGCGGUCUGCUUCUUUGCGUUACCGCUCGAAGCCAGUCACGCCAGUCAGAUUUCUGCCCCAGUUUGGGUGAAAUCUCUCCAAGACUCAUAUCGGGCAUUUUGUGGCGCAAGUAAUGCGACUUUGUUUUCUCUACUUCUACAAAGAAUUGACUAGCUAUUUCUUUAAUAAGGUAAGGCUCAAGGGCUUGAAACAGUGUUGGAACACCCGAACACGUCCAAGCGCACUAUGAGGCUCUUGAGAGCAAAUGAAAUGAUUAUCGCUGCAAUGUAACAGAAGGACGAUCAGAACGGACGUGCCGAAUGAUCACUGACUGUUUAAGGCCCUGAAAUGGUAUCAAAAUGGGUUCAAUGUCAUUGGGAUAUCAUGAAGGGUCAUAGUGCAGUUAAAGAGCUGGGAGAUCUUGCUGCUAAUUCAUGUUGGAAUUCAUUGAGUUCAAAUGAUGAUCAUGCGAGGGACUAACAUGAGUUCAAGACAAGGAACGGUAUUGAUCAUGAUCAAGGUGACGAGUGAGAGCAGUCAUUUGGCAUUGAAAUCAGGUUCAUUCAUUGGAUCUUGAGCCAGUAAUGACCAUUGACCAACAGCAUUCAGCUUAUUUUUACAAAGGUUCUACUUUCGUCUAAUUCCUUUACGUUUACUAUUUCUAUGGUUAGAACUUAUGAAACAUAAAUGAGUUCGUCGAGUUGUUUCUACUCUUUUGUGGGUCUUGUCACAUCGAUUCCUCCUGCGUGUAGGUGCUAUACACCUAUUAGGGAUGCACAUAAUAGAACUGUUUUGAGCUCUAACUCAAGAAGAUGCAGCUGCAGCUGAGCAACCACCACCACCACUGAAGCACAUUCUUUUGGUUAGAGGACCGACUUGGCUGAGGGGUCGUGCACGAUUGCAGGGAGCUAUCAUGUUCGUCGACAUUCUGAAAGCGGUGUUUAUUAAGGCUGGUCACUUUGACCGCGUAACUAUGGUAAAUGUUGUUUCGAUCGUCAACCGUCAAGGUUCCUUCGAUCGCGGGUGAAAAGACAAUAUUUUUUACAUUGAGUACUGGUAAGGGUUACACUUUUCGAACUUUUUACACUUUUUUCGGCCUGUACUGUGGAGGAUUCCUGUUAACUCGUUCCUUCUAAUCUCAAGAUGGCGCUAGCAUCUGAAAGCGGAUUCUUUGAGCGAGGACCUGAGGAGGCGAUUGUGCAUUUUGUCCGCGCGUUCAUUCUGCGUCCACUACUCAUCGCCAGUUUGGUGACGCAAUUUUCCUAUCCGACGUAACUGCCGAGUGCUGAGGGGAGUGUCUGUAUCAGUAUGAGCAGUCUUUACACGACAGUUAAACGGAUCAUUUUCACUGUUGUAGGUUUUUCUAGCAAUUUUUCGUAGUUGGUAAAUCUAAAUUUGGUGAAUCAACUCAUUCAAAUCUGCUUUUCUACAAUUGAGAAAAUCCAGAAUCAUUUAAAUUAUCUUCCAGUCUAGCGCUUUCCGUUAAAAGUUAUCUAUCCUCCUAGCUGCUCAGAGCAGUACUGGUCGAGAACUCUCCAUUACUAGUAUCUUCAGUAGGAAAGAAAGGAUUCUCCUCCUCGUACCUCGUUACGUUGCACAAAGAAAAAAGUAGUCUUUAACAUCAAAAACAGUUCGUUGUUGUAGUGCGGCACAAAGGUUCUUCUAGUUCAACACUCUACGCCUAUGGCGAAGCACUGGAAGCAAACUCUUAUGAAGAUUAUUGUAGCACAAAAUCCAAAUGCAAAAGGGUUAGUUCAGAUGAAUCAAAGCACGCCCUUUCUAGUCACGAGGGACAGGAGGAAGGAGCAGGAGAGGAAGUGAACCACAACUAGCUGUUUUUAGUGAGAGGAUCUUAGUAUAGAUUUAGAUGCUGUUGUUGCC
Molecule: messenger RNA, 10378 nt
Organism: Amoebophrya sp. A25
Lineage: Eukaryota; Dinophyceae; Syndiniales; Amoebophryaceae
Source: the annotation of a GenBank genome assembly